AUGAUAACACAAGAUCCAGCCAAAUUGGAAAAAUUACUUAAAUUCGCUAAAAAAGGUGGUAUUGGAACAUGCGUAGCCAAUCAGGACAUAAUUGCACAUUCUGAAGAUGAUUUGAUGUUUUAUGCAGGAGAAGUUAUAACCGUCCUGAAACGUAUCAAAGAUGAUUUAUAUCUUGGUUAUUGUAAAGACGUUAUAGGGAUAUUUAAUGGUAAAGCUGUCGAUUUUAAUGAACCUUUAAAAAUUCCAAGGUCAUUAAGAUUGGAAAGACCUUCAAGCAAAAUUUCAUCGAUAUAUAGUUUUGAUCAAAGUUCCUCCCAUCAGGCAAGUUUUCUUUAUCCUUCAGAUACCACAAGGUCAACUCAAUCUUCAAAUGAGUCAAUUUUAGGAUUAUCAGGUAUAGGAAAUAAUUCAACACCUUCAUCACCUAUAAUUAAAAUUAUACCAGCUACCAGCGAAAUUAAUUAUAAUAACAAUUCAUCGCUUUCGCUUAAUCAAAGUAAUGUUCCAAGAGUUAUUCCAUCACCACGAAAAUCAUCAAUAUCGUCUGAACAUUCAAUACCAUUAUCACCUCAUAAACAAAGUACGAUGCCAUAUUUAUCGAACAAUCCAGAACCCAUCAUGCCACUUUCAAAAUCCCGACAGUCUCUAAUCAACGGUCAAAAUCAAUCUAAUCACAGUGAUUCAAGUAAUAAUGACACAAGAAAACCUCAAAAUUUUACAACGAUAAUUCCAGGUAAAAGCCAAAAUAAUAUGCAAAGUGUUACAAUAGGGCAACAACAUAUUCUGGGAAUGUCGAUUGAUCCAGUUCCUCAUCGGAUCGUCACAUCAAAGUCACGAGACGAUCAUUAUCGUUCAGGAAGCAUCUCAAACUCUGAUAUUUCAUCACAAAGUUCUUCACUAGCAUCAUCACCAGUAUCCAUUUAUAAUAAAGGACGUUCUCAAGUAUUUGGUUCUCCAUUGAAUUCACCAACUUCACCUAAAUCUAUUCAAUAUAAAUCACGUAAUCCAAUAUUUAACAUAUCAAAUGGAGCUUCUAUGGUUAAUGGAAGUAUUACAUCAGAUUCUAUCUCUUCACCUCCUCGUUCGCCUUUUGGACGAAAUUCACCUUCUCCAAUUCCACAAAGAAAAUUUUCCAUCGCAACUACGAUCGGUCAUGAUUCGCCUUCAACCACACCUUUACCCUCACCAAAGUUGACACAAAUAAAAGUGAUUCAAGAGGAACAGAUUUUGUUGGACGGUCGAUAUUCUACAUCCACUACUCCUUUGCCUUCACCACGUUUUAUUCCUAGAAACAUGAUCAAUAAUAAUAACAAUCAUCAAUUUGGAAGUUCUGAAGGUCGGGUGACUUCCGCAAACACACCAGCCCCAACGCCUGUUAUAAUCACCCCAAAGAUUACUCUUGAAGAUAGUGAUAUCGAUGAUAGCGAUGAUGAUCAAGAGGAAAGCUUAAUUGCAUACGCGUCUUCUAGUAAUAAUUCAACGAAAUCAUCAUCAUCAAAUAAUCCGUCAAAAACUACGGAAGUUCCUGCUUUAAAGGUUGAGAAUGCUUCAGACUCCAUAUCUGAUACCCCCUCUGAACAAUUGAGUACAAAUGAGAGUGAAGAGAUUAGUUCUGAAGACGAUAAGGUUGAAGAAAAGAACGAAUCCGAAUCUGGAGAGACACAAUCUAAUAAAUCCGCUAAAAAGGAGAAGAAUGAAAACCUGACCAUUGAUGAAUACGGUUUUGUUCGUGAUGUCACCGAAGAGGAUAUUCCUCCAGGAGUUGAUAGAAUUCAAAGAAUUAUUCAGGCACCUGGUACAGAAGAGAAGAGUACGCGUACAAUUCGGUUGUAUCGUGAACGUGAAGUGAAAUGGAUCGAUCUUUUCGGAAGUAUGGAUUCUACUAUGGUCCAAGACUCUAGAAAAAUCAAGAAAUUGGUACGUUCUGGAAUUCCCGAAUCAGUUCGUGGCAAAGCAUGGCAAUUUAUGGCCGGUGCAAACAAGUACAGGAAACCUGGUGUUUUUGACGAAUUACGAAAUCGACCAAAGCUACCCAUCUACGAUGUUAUUGAAAGAGAUAUUCAUCGUUGUUAUCCAGAUCAUAUUCAAUUCCGGGAAGAAGCUGGAUUUGGACAAGAUGACCUUCACAAUAUUUUGAAAGCUUAUGCUCAUUACAACCCAGAGGUAGGAUAUUGUCAGGGAAUGGGACGUUUGGUUGGUAUGAUGUUGAUGCAAAUGCCGGCUGAAGAUACCUUUUGGUUACUCGUUGCGACUAUUGAAGAAUAUAUGAUUGGAUACUUCACACCAACUUUAUCUCAGGUUCGAAUUGAUUCAAUGGUUUUUGAGCAACUAUUAGCUGAUCACGAUUCAAAGUUGGCACAGCAUUUGGCGGAGAAUGAUAUUCUUCCACUUAUGUACAUAACUCAGUGGUUUAUGACAAUUUUCACUAUGGCUUUACCGUGGGCUUCGGUUUUACGCGUUUGGGAUAUAUUUUAUUUUGAAGGAGUGAAACUUUUUUUCAGGAUUGGGUUGGCUAUUAUGGACUGUACAAGGGAGCGUUUACUUAAAACCUGUCCAACGAAUUCAGAAAUUCUCGGAUUCUUGUUACAUAUACCACAUGAUUUGUUAACACCCGACUUAUUAUUAGGAGCAGCGUUUAAAAUUCGACUAAAGCGUAGCACAAUUAGAAGGAUAACCAAAAGAUUUAAUGCAGUGGAAAAUAAUAAUGAAGUUGGGUCGGAUUCAGCAUCUGUCAAUACAACGGGUGUUAAUAAGGAAACCCGAAGGGGAUUAAUGAAGAAGUCGAGAAGCAUUGAUAAAUUAAAGAUUGAUGGCAUUGAAUUCAAAUUAGUCGGAGAGUGA
Messenger RNA from Funneliformis geosporum, 2841 nucleotides. Lineage: Eukaryota; Fungi; Glomeromycota; Glomeromycetes; Glomerales; Glomeraceae. The record is from the annotation of a GenBank genome assembly.